GUCACGUUUACCAAUCAUGUGAUGGACGUUUCCUCUUCCAUAGCGCUGUCAAUGCGUUCAAUGUAUGAUAGCCACUACACGACAUCAAUAGUCGAUAUAUAUAUGUAUAUGGAGUUGCUGUCUCCGAUUCAAUUGCGAAACAGCCAGAAUGACUGACUAUCUUGUCCUAGGAGGCGGCUUGGCCGGCUGUGUUGUGGCAACCCGACUCAAAGAGUACAAUCCAACCGCAACCGUGACGCUUGUCGAGGCAGGCCCCGACGCUCACAACCACGAAUGGAUGACUGAGCCCAUGGGCACAUUCAACCUUCAUCUCAGCGAAUUUGAGUACAACUACCUGACGGUACCUCAGGAGCACUACGAUGGACGCCGUGUAUUCAACGCCGGCGGCAAGCAGCUGUCUGGCUCCAGCUCGGUCAACUUUGCAAUGUGGACGCGGGGAGGAAAAGACGACUAUGAUCUAUGGGGGAAAACCGUUCAAGAUGACAGAUGGAGCUACAGCGGCCAGCUACCCUAUUUUCGUCGCACGGAGACUCAUCAUGACCCCUCCAGCGCGGAUCCCGUGCAGCAUGGCUUCGACGGCCCAAUUCACACUACCGCUUCGGCGCGAGACUAUCCGCUCAGAAACCUCUUGCAGGACGCUUUUCUUGCCACAGGGCUACCUACCAAUCCAGAUGCCAACGCUGGAAACCCACUAGGGAUUGCAGCUUACACUGAAAACUGGCGCGAGGGAAAGCGUCAACCCGCGGGAAAGGCGUACGGGUUGAAAGGCGUCGAGGUGAUCACCAAUGUCUUUGUCCGUCGUAUUAUCCUGCAGGGCAAUGUUGCUACGGGAGCAGAGUUGAAUGACGGUCGCACAAUCCGCGCCAACAAAGAAGUCAUCUUGUCCUGUGGCUCCAUUCGCAGUCCGCAGGUUCUGAUGCUGUCUGGAAUUGGCCCAGAGGCCGAGUUAUCCAAGCAAGGAAUCGAACAAUUAAUCGAUUCUCCUGACGUGGGCCGUAACUUCAAUGACCACACCUGUCUUGCUCAAUUCUACCGUAUCAAAAACCCAGAAAAGUCUCUCGUUGCGGGUGCUCCGGGGUGGAAUAACCCUUCUUACCUGCUCGGAUUGCCCGCAGAUCUGGUCGCUACGGCGAACGCGGAUCCGGUCAAAUUGAAGGCAGCCUUAAUAAAGGAUGGGGAGACGAACGUAGACGACUCACACCCGCAUCUGGCGCCUACCCGUGGACAUAUUGAAAUACUUCCGAUAUAUGCGCCAACCGAGGCUCCAUAUACCCACCUCAACGUCCCAUUUGACGGGAGCUGCAUGACGGUUGGGAUUCUCAACUUGCUGCCCACGUCGCGUGGCUCGGUGAGUUUGGCGUCGGCCGAUCCCACGGCCGAUCCGUUGGUUGAUCCGAACUACUAUGCCACCGAGGCGGACCGGGUGGUUAUGCGGCAAGGUGUGCGUCUUGCUCUGCGGGCAAUCGAAUCACAGGCAGGCCAACAGAUUGUCGACCAAGAGUUUCUCCCGCCGGGAUGUUCUGCUCCACUGACAUCGCAAAGUACAGAUGCCGAAAUUGACGACCGCAUAAAACGUUUUGCGGCGACUUGGUUCCAUCCCACGGGCAGUUGCUCGAUGGGUAAAGUGGUUGAUACAGACCUGAAAGUGAAGGGGGUGGAAAAGUUGCGGGUGGUUGAUGCCAGCGUCAUGCCCUGCCCUAUUGGUGCUCAUUACCAGGUUGCUACCUAUGCUAUUGCGGAACAGGCUGCUGAUAUCAUCACCAAGGGGAAUAAUUAGAAUCAUAACUGAAAAUAUAUGGACAUGGUUGAAUACUUGCACACUUUUACUAUUUUCUUGUCAACUGAUUCUGAUUCCAACCAAGCACAUACAAGUAUAUGCAUUACGUUAUGCUGUUAGUUACCAUAUAACUAUUUUCACCAGCGACUCGAUGGUGAAAAAAGAUAGAACACGCUAAUCUAGCC
Messenger RNA from Talaromyces proteolyticus, 1962 nucleotides. RefSeq lists its product as uncharacterized. Lineage: Eukaryota; Fungi; Ascomycota; Eurotiomycetes; Eurotiales; Trichocomaceae. Gene Ontology annotation, molecular function: oxidoreductase activity, acting on CH-OH group of donors; flavin adenine dinucleotide binding. The record is from RefSeq and is a predicted model, not a curated record. The transcript is spliced from 2 exons. The coding region runs from base 149 to 1777 and encodes 542 amino acids.